This is a messenger RNA of Cavia porcellus (domestic guinea pig), 4663 nucleotides long. RefSeq names its product SUMO specific peptidase 1 (gene Senp1). The record is from RefSeq and is a predicted model, not a curated record. Gene Ontology annotation, molecular function: deSUMOylase activity. The transcript has 18 exons. Gene Ontology annotation, biological process: proteolysis; protein desumoylation. The coding region runs from base 562 to 2574 and encodes 670 amino acids. Lineage: Eukaryota; Metazoa; Chordata; Mammalia; Rodentia; Caviidae. Gene Ontology annotation, cellular component: nucleus.
GCGGCGGGAAGCUGGGGGAGGGGUGAGGAUGGAGGGAGUCUGGGCCGGGAAGCUGCGUCGGACCGACCCCACCAGCCUGGGCUGCGCUGUGCGGGAGUGUGGACCGCUGCGGUGGCUGCGCUUUACCCGCUGCCCCGCCCCCUGGGACCACCUCCCCUCCCCCCUGCUGUCCGGCGGCCGCGAUCGGCGCAGUGGCCGUUAAUUAGGCUUCCCGCGGUCGCUCUUCGGGCCUCUUUCUCCGGAGCCCCGGGAAGGCCGUCUCUGCGUUCUCAGCAGGCCGCAUCCCAGCACCGCCCAGCUGUACUGGACGAGAAGAGGCCGAUUGGGAUUUCGGGACUUUCCCGCCAGAGUAGUGUCUUCUCUCGAAGGAGAGCUGUUUUCGCUAGAAGCUCAGCUUUCACUCACACCUGCUUCACCUCUCGCGCAGACCUGAAUGGUAUCUCUCGGCUCUUUCUGUGUCUCAUAUAGUCAGUUUUCCAACUCUUAACUCUCAUAUCUCUCUGAGGUGUGAUAUCGCUAGUGCCACGACCGAAAAAACGACCGGACCCUCCCGCCCAGGUUAUGAGAAUCCCCUUACCUGCCACAGUGUGCUUACCCGGCUCAUCGCCUCUUGGACUUCGUAUAUUUGCUAAAGUCAGUGAUGUGAAAAGACCUGACAUGGAUGAUAUUGCUGAUAGGGUGAGGAUGGACGCUGGAGAAGUAACGUUAGUGAACCAUAACUCCAUCUUCAAAACCCACCUCCUGCCACAGCCAGGGUUUCCAGAGGACCAGCUUUCACUUCCUGACCAGCAGAUUUUACCUUCCAGGCCAGGAAAUUUGGAUCGCUCUUUUACAUGUUCCACAAGGAGUACAACUUAUAGUCCAAACUAUUAUUCAGACAACCCUUGCUCAGACAAUUUUCUUGGCUCAGGCGAUGUAAGGACUUUCGGCCAGAGUGCAAAUGGCCAGUGGAGAAAUUCCACUCCAGUACCAAGCUCAACUUUACAAAAAUCAAGAAACAGCCGAAGUCUUUACCUUGAAACCCGUAAGACCUCAAGUGGGUUAUCAAACACAUUUUCAGGAAAGUCAAAUCAUCACUGCCAUAUGUCUGCAUAUGAAAAAUCUUUUCCUAUUAAGCCUGUUGCAAGUCCGUCUUGGAGUGGUUCUUGUCGUCGAAGCCUUUUAAGUCCUAAGAAAACUCAGCGACGGCAUAUUAGUACGGCAGAAGAGACAGUUCAAGAAGAAGAGAGAGAAAUCUACAGACAGCUACUGCAGAUGGUCACAGGGAAACAGUUCUCUGUAGCUAAACCUACCACACACUUUCCUUUACACCUGUCUCGAUGUCUUAAUUCCAGUAAAGAUACUUUGAAAGACUCACUGUUUAAAAAUGGAAACUCUUGUACAUCUCAUAUCAUUGGCUCUGAUACUUCAUCAUCUGGAUCAGCCAGCAUUUUAACUACGCAGGAAUCCGUGUGUCAUAGUGGGUAUUCCCUGCCAUCAUGUGCUCUAGAUGUUGCAUUUGGAUCCAAGGAUCAUGAUCCUUGCCAUCAGCCCCGGCAUCAGUCAGAUAGUUUACCAGCAUCAAAUACACAAUCUGAAGGAUCAGACUCUGUGAUUUUACUCAAAGUGAAAGAGUCUCAGACUCCAACUCCCAGUCCUACUUUCUUCCAGGCAGAGCUGUGGAUCAAAGAAUUAACUAGUGUUUAUGAUUCUCGAGCACGGGAAAGAUUGCGCCAGAUCGAGGAACAGAAAGCAUUAGCAUUACAGCUUCAAAACCAGAGAUUGCAGGAACAAGAACAUUCAGUACAUGAUUCAGUAGAACUGCAUCUUCGUGUACCUCUUGAAAAGGAGAUCCCUGUCACAAUUGCCCAAGAAACAGAAAAGAAAAGUCAUAAAUUUACUGAUAGUGAAGAUGAAUUUCCUGAAAUUACAGAGGAGAUGGAGAAAGAAAUAAAGAAUGUGUUUCGUAAUGGAAAUCAAGAUGAAGUUCUCAGUGAAGCAUUCCGCUUGACCAUUACCCGCAAAGAUAUGCAAACUCUAAACCAUCUGAAUUGGCUCAAUGAUGAGAUCAUCAAUUUCUACAUGAAUAUGCUAAUGGAGAGAAGUAAAGAAAAAGGAUUACCAAGUGUGCAUGCAUUUAAUACUUUCUUCUUCACUAAGUUAAAAACAGCUGGUUACCAAGCAGUGAAGCGUUGGACAAAGAAAGUGGAUGUAUUUUCUGUUGACAUUCUUUUGGUACCCAUCCACUUAGGAGUGCACUGGUGUCUAGCUGUGGUAGACUUUAGAAAGAAGAACAUUACCUAUUAUGAUUCUAUGGGCGGGAUAAACAGUGAAGCCUGCAGGAUCCUCUUGCAAUACUUGAAGCAAGAAAGCAUUGACAAGAAAAGGAAAGAGUUUGACACCAAUGGUUGGCAGCUCUUCAGCAAGAAAAGCCAGGAAAUUCCACAACAGAUGAAUGGAAGUGACUGUGGGAUGUUUGCCUGUAAAUAUGCUGACUGUAUUACCAAAGACAGACCAAUCAACUUCACACAGCAACACAUGCCAUACUUCCGGAAGCGAAUGGUCUGGGAGAUCCUCCACCGAAAGCUCUUGUGAGGACUGUCUCAACAAGCAGACACUGACCCUGUGGGGGACCAGCCCUUUGUUGUCUACAGCCAGAGACCUUGAAAACAGCUGCUCUCAACCCUCUGUUCUUGUGUAGCCCUUGAUCCUGGACCAGGCCCUGGCAAGAUGCAUUCACAAGCACAUCUGCCUUUCCUUUUGUAUCUCAGAUACUAUUUUUGCAAAGAAACUUUGGUGCUGUGAAAGGGGUGAGGGGCAUCCCUAAGCUGAAGAGAGACUGCUUUUCACUUCAGUUCUGCCAUCUUGUUUUUAAAGGGCUCCAGCCUCACUCAGUCCCUAAUUGGGAAACUGAGAAAAGCUUGGAAAGAAUCUUGGUUUCUUAUAAAUUGUUGUUGCUAGGCCUUAUUAAGAAGUAGAAAAGGGCAUGGUCAAGAGGUAGGGAUCAAAACCACCAGCAUAUACAUGAACACAUGCAUACAUGAUUUUUGAGAUGGGUAGUCAGGAAAGUGACUAUAAAGUGGACUUUGAGGCACAUGCAUAAGUCCCUGCCUUGAGGACCCUUCCUAUUUAUAUGCCCCAUAUGUGAAACCUAACUGCUUCUCUACAAGACUGUAUAAUCUGUUCCAUUACAUCCUGAGGCACAACACAUGAGCCCCAGACAGACUCCAAAGUCCCAGGCAAUUCUUAAGAGCAGAGGUUUGCAUGUGCUAACCGCACUUGCUACAGGGAAGACCCACCCAGGGAAGGUUCAGUGGAGCAGCAAAAGGUUGCCUGCUUCUGAACCAAGAAGAAGAAGGACUUCAGUCUUUAGCAUAAAAUUCCAGUGUUGGAUGAAUCCAGGUCCGGUUGGUCUGUGGCUAGUUUAAAUGUUUCUAACCACAGAAUGAAUGAAUAUAUAUAUAUAUAAAUAUAUUCAUCACAGGGAUAUGAUUUUUUUAAAAAGACUGAAUGUGUUCACCAUUUAGCCUGUAGAUUUAUUUUCAUUUUCCAGAUUCUAGCACACAGAGCUCCCAGCCCUUAUGUGUAGGGUGUUUGUGGACUUUUAACAGAAUAUUUUGAGGCCUGGAUCAACUUUGGCUUAGGGGUAGAUGUUACUGAUGGGAUAAGAUUUUCAAGUGAAAAACGGGUGGAGUUUGAACUGAUCAACUUGAGAUUUAAAAAUUGCUAUUCCUUUUGUUCUUUCUAGCGUCUCCCCUACCCUUUGAGAGCUCCUACGGCUUAGAUAGUUGAAGUGAUCCAAUGCCAGUGUCAUUUUGUACUAAAGUUCCAAAUAGGAACAUUUUAUACUUUUUUCUGUAUUGUAAUAGGUAGUUUUGUAUAAAAUAUUUUCUGUCCUACCCUCGUACCCAUCCUUUCCAGCAUUGUGCUUUCUCCCUGGGCUUAUUUGAAAAUUUUACUCUGUUUUAUAACAAGCUUGUUUAGUACAUUUUUCUAUGUUUUACCACAAGUUACAAUUUGAAAAAGAAAACUAUUUUUUUUAAAUAUUCCAUUGUUAACUGAAUGUUACUGUUUCCACUCCAGCAACCAGUAGUCCUACCUUUUUCAUAAUUGCCUGCCCUUUGGGGGAAGAUGACCUUCGUGUGUUCGCUUUCUUCCCUUCCUUCCCUUCCCCUCUUCCUCUCACCUUUCUCUCUCACUCUUGCUCUCGGACUCUUGCUCUUGUUCUGUCUCACUGUCUCUCUCUCUUGCUCUUCCCCUCCUCCUUCCCUUCUCCUUCUCCUAUAGGAAAUAAAUAGCUUUCUAUAUAUGAGUUGCUGUGACUUUUCACAUUCUCUUUUAGAAAGCUAUGGCAUGUAGACUUACUGUAGGACUCCUGGAAUAUUGUCUGAUUCUUGGGACUUACUGCAUUUAAAUGACAACUUAAAAGGUGGCAAUAUGGUACAGAUUUGGACUAUGAAUCAAAAGACUUGAAUUUUCCAGGCUCUCUUACUGUUGUCUGGGGGCUUAUAACAAGAUAGUUCUCUGUAUUUAUUUAUUGUUUGUUCAUUUAGGUAACAUGUCUUACCAUCCUCAGAAGCUUUUUGUACAGACCAAAGCAACAAAUAUUUAUUGCCAUGUGUAACAGAAAAUGAAGCAUACAACAAAAACACUUUGCAAAAUAUAUAAGGAAUUGUUGAGCCUA